Molecule: messenger RNA, 2779 nt
Organism: Myxocyprinus asiaticus (Chinese sucker)
Lineage: Eukaryota; Metazoa; Chordata; Actinopteri; Cypriniformes; Catostomidae
Product: nuclear receptor-interacting protein 3-like
Exons: 6
Coding region: 437-1342 (301 amino acids)
Biological process (GO): proteolysis
Molecular function (GO): aspartic-type endopeptidase activity
Source: RefSeq, a predicted model, not a curated record
CACCGUCACUUCUGUAUCACUGCAAGGACACAGACACACUGAGGCUCUCUACAAUCACACAUUCUUCACCAUGACAAUCAUGCCAAUCACUGCACUGGACUGAGAGCUGUCAAUCAAAAGGAUUGAUUAUCAGGAUCAUCUGCCACAGGAAAGAUUACAUCCUGGGUAACUAAAGCGGAAUAAUUCCAAUUGAUUUUUUCUGAGACGUUCUUAUCCAGAGGGAAAAUUGACGAUUCUUUAUCUUUCAAGUUCAAGGAGGAAAGGAGAGAUUUUGAGCCGAACGCCUGCAUGCGUUCAAGUGUGCAUGCUUUAGGGGAAGCGCGAGUGAGGUUGACUUGCACUGUAUCAGGGUCACGGUCUUGCUGGCUCAAUAAGCUUCAGUAGAACCUGUGCCAGGGUUUAGUUAAGAGUUUAUUUAGACUUCCUGUCUGUAAAGAUGAGUGAGGGCAAGAAAGAGUUAGAGAUGAGAGACAAAGCCAUCAUGCACCAGCAGAGGAGGCUGAAACAGGCCACCCAGUUCAGCCACAAGGACUCUGCAGAUCUUCUGCCCCUGGAUGGACUGAAGAGGUUGGGCACCUCCAAAGACCUGCAGCCCCAUAGCAUUGUACAACGACGCCUUUUGGAGGUCAACAUUCCACGUCUGCGCAGAGAAGCCCGGGACGCCCCCAUUCAUGUUUGCUCACCCCUGGCAGACAGCAAAGAGGGUGGAGAGCCAGAGGAGAAGAGUGAGAGUACGGUUGAUGACUCCACGGAGGAAAGGGAGUCUCCAGAGGACAGCGAAAAGAGCCUCAGGUCUGAUGAGGAUGAGGAUGAAGAAGAUGGGGACAGCAGUGAUGCUGGAGGAAAGACAGAGCCAAAACAGAAGGGAGGAAGAGAUAAAAUGGAAGUGGAGAGGAAGAAAGGCCUUAAAGAAGGCGAGAGAGCAUCCAACCUCUCAGCUAUAGUGGUCCAAUGUAAGUGUGAAGAUGCAGAGGUGAUGUUGUCCAUAAACACAGGAUGCCAACACAACCACAUCUCGACAACAUGCUGCAGAAGUCUAGGAUUGAAAACUACCCAAGAAGACAAGUCCAGUGGGAAGCUGCCUCUCUGUGAUUCCACAGUGAAGACAGUGCAGUCCCUGCACCUGCAGUUGGGCAGAGAAAGAGUGCAGUGCACUGCCCAGGUCAUAGAGGAUGCCACAUUUGAGGUGUGUCUGGGCCUACAGACUCUGCUGGAACUCAAAUGUUGUGUGGAUCUCAACUCCAGAGUGCUCCGUCUCCAUAGCACAGAGGAAGAGCUUCCCUUCCUGGAUCCACCUGCUUGCAGCCAGUGCCAUCACCAUGACAACAACAAAAACAUGUGACCUCAGACCAUUGUGCCCAACAACCGCCAUAACCCGUACUCAUGUAUCCAGAGAGGAAGAUCAUGGAAGGAAGAGCCUGUGCCUGGAUUGUAGUUUACCCUUGUGCCAGAUCAACAUAGACAGGACUUUCCUUUCCUUCUUCUUUGUUUAUUUCUGUGCUAUUUACACAAAUUUGCCAACUAUGAUUUUUUUUUUCUGCUGUGCUAAAUUAGUUUGAAUUUAGUGUAAUAAAGCUCAUGAGGAGGAAGAUUGUGUUCUGACAUAGUAAACUGCCUUUUUCAAAAUUAAAAACAGGUGUACAAACAGUUAAUCCGUGAGGAAUUGAGUUUAUUUUUUAAAGUUAAUAUUCUCAAACUGGUGAUUUUAAUUACAAAGCAAGUAAAUUACCUUCUUGUACACUAUUGCGAUUGAGAAUUCAUGGGACGAUUUCGACAGAAUUUCUUUGUUUGCCAAGGCUACAUACUUAAAGAUCAAGUGAUUUUCUAAACAAUCACAGACCCUUCGAUUUUAAACAUUUAAAUUGGUCGAAACAAUCAAAGGUUUGAGGAAAAUUAUUUCACAAAACUGCAAAUUUAGCUGGACAUCUUUACCCCACAACUGCCUUUCACUUAACAAAUACUGUGUUUUUGCCCAGCGUUCCUUUUAGAGCGGUGAAUCAAUCUUUAAAUGAUAAGAUGGACUUUUACCAAUCCAAUCAAAUGUUAAUUGAGCUCUUGGGCUGGACUACAUUCUAAAGCGCCCAAACAAAACAUUCCAUCAGCAUGAUUUUAUAGACUUCCUUCUUUGUAUUUUUCUGUGUUUUGCGUAAAUCAGUAUGAGAGUGUGUGUAGGACGAGCUGAAAUGCUUUUCUGUUGUUCACCUGCAUGUGAUUACUAUUACAAAUAUUCAGUCUUAGAUAAACAAUCAGUUCCUCCUUUUUUAGACGAAUUCUGCAGAGCAACACUGUAAAAAAAUUAUUUGUCUUAAUCAGCAUGUCUUCUGUUUCCAGUAAAACAAAAUUAAUUAAUUUAGAACCAAAACUGCAUAAUAUAUUUAAGUGAACGUUCACCCAAAAAUUAGUAUUCUGUUAUUAUUUACUCACCCUCAUGUUGUUCCAAACCUGCUUGAAUUUUUAUUUUGUAUUUUUUAACACAAAAGGAGAUGUUAGGCAGAAUGUUUGGGACUGGCAUACUCAGUCACCAUUCACUUGCAUUGCAUAGAAAAAAAUACAAAAAGAAAAGUCAGACAAUUUUGGAAAUUUGUAUACUGUUUUGUCUUUGUCUUUUUUUAAGCAUAAAUCAACAAUAGAACAAGACAAAACAACAUGUUAACACAAUUUCACAAUUCUUAAGGGAAUUAAUCUUGUUUUAAAGGGAUAGUUCACCCAAAAAUGAAAAUUUUCUCAUCAUUUACUCAUCCUCAUGCCAUUCCAGAUGUGUAUGACUUUCGUUCUUCUC